GGCGGUCUUCUGAGAAGCCUUCUCCACCAAGGGGAAUCACUUCAGUGGAAAAGGGAACUGGGGUGGCAGCAAAACGAGUUGGUUUGCAAACCUUUUCCAAGUUCGGACAGUCAGAAGAAAAAAAAAAACCCAAGAUGGGAGAAGACAGCCUAAAAUGAAGACUGAGAACUGAGGACCAAAGAGGACAUUCUGACCAGCACAAUCCCCUAUUUGCUGAGGAUGUUGUUAACAGGACAUCCACAGAAGACAGAACUGAGGCAAAUUCAUUACAGGUUUCUAAAAGAAGAAAAAGAGGAGAAAGUGAUAAACUCAGGAACGGAUCAGCAGUUGGGAAUGGAGGAAUCGGAAGACACUGGUGAAGGUUAUAUCUGCAAAGUUUACAGUUCAGAUUGUGCAAAUUCAUCUGGGAGAUGUCUGAUAAAAAUACUGAAAAUGCAUAAUUACAAAGAAAUAUUUUUGUACCAUCUAUUCUAGUGGGAGUUUUGGGGCCAGUGAAGAGAAUGCAGAGGCUGUUACAGAAAGAAGAGCAAAGUAAAGUGGAAAUCGUUUCUACACGGAAGAUUUAGCAGAUGCACCCUCGUUACAACCACGGAUCAAAAUAAACGGUUGCUCCUUGGUCAAGAAUUUAUUCAGUAAUUGGAGUACUUUAACAUGACUGAGUGGAAUCCCGUGGCGAAGGUGUACGACCCUUUGAAAGCGGGGAGCAUCGAUGGCACAGACGUGGAGCCGCACGACCGCGCAGUGUGGAGGGCCAUGCACGCCCGCUACGUUCCAAACAAGGGCGUGGUCGGAGACCCCGAACUUACGCUGUUCGUGGCGCGCCUCAACCCGCAAACCACCGAAGAGAAGGUUCGCGAGGUUUUCUCAAAGUACGGGGACAUUCGCCGGCUGCGCUUGGUGAGGGACAUAGUUACCGGCUUCUCCAAAGGGUACGCCUUCGUCGAGUAUAAGGAGGAGCGCGCGGUCACAAAGGCGCGCCGGGACGCCAAUAAAUUGGUGGUGGACCAGCACGAACUGUUUGUGGAUUACGAGCUGGAGCGGACCCUGAAGGGGUGGAUACCUCGCCGUCAGGGCGGGGGGCUGGGAGGGAAGAAGGAGUCGGGUCAGCUAAGGUUCGGCGGGAGAGACAGACCUUUCCGGAAGCCUAUCAAUCUGGCACCCAUGUCCGGUGACUGGGGGCAGCCUCAGGAUUGGUCCGGAGACCGACGAUGGGAGAGAAGUGGAGAAAAGGGGGACAGAAAUAGAGACCGGGACAGGUCGCCAGUCAGGGAAAGAGACCAUGAGCGGGUGAGAGAGAGACGAGAAGAACGCCAUAGAGGGCGAGAACGGGACGACAGAGACCGACACAGAGAAAGAAGAGAAAGAGACAGAAGUAAUGAGAGGGAUAUGAAGAGAGAAAAGGAUGAAAGUAGGCACAGAGAUAAGGACAGACACAGAGACAAGAGAUGAGCUUUGUGAUGUCAUUUCCUGCAUGUGAGCUAUUGGACAAUAGACUUGGUAUCUAACUUAUUUACUACUUAACACCCUCUUUUAAAUGGAUGUCAAGUGCUCAACCAGGACUUGGGUAAAAUCGUUUUUAACGAAUAGUUGAGUAGGAAAUUAAACCCAGCAAUAAAGAUUGUUUGCAAUAAAUGUUUUUUUGUUGA
Anguilla anguilla (European eel) is the source of this 1646-nucleotide messenger RNA. RefSeq names its product small nuclear ribonucleoprotein 35 (U11/U12) (gene snrnp35). NCBI's taxonomy places the organism in Eukaryota, Metazoa, Chordata, Actinopteri, Anguilliformes, Anguillidae. Gene Ontology annotation, biological process: mRNA splicing, via spliceosome. Gene Ontology annotation, cellular component: U12-type spliceosomal complex; precatalytic spliceosome. The record is from RefSeq and is a predicted model, not a curated record. Gene Ontology annotation, molecular function: mRNA binding; snRNA binding. Bases 652 to 1449 code for a protein of 265 amino acids. The transcript is spliced from 3 exons.